Sitodiplosis mosellana (orange wheat blossom midge) is the source of this 1579-nucleotide messenger RNA. Its product is annotated as protein diaphanous-like. The record is from RefSeq and is a predicted model, not a curated record. Gene Ontology annotation, cellular component: actin filament; cytoplasm. Gene Ontology annotation, biological process: actin filament polymerization. The transcript has 5 exons. Gene Ontology annotation, molecular function: microtubule binding; actin binding. NCBI's taxonomy places the organism in Eukaryota, Metazoa, Arthropoda, Insecta, Diptera, Cecidomyiidae. The annotation marks the transcript as partial.
AUGGAAAUUGAUAAAAACUUUGAACCAGGGAAUAAGACUUCUAUUCCAGUAAACACACCAACACCUACACAACAUCCGCAAGCUGCACCACCACCACCACCACCACCAGCUCCUCCUCCUCCUCCUCUUCCAGUUACAUCAAAUCCACCAACGUCAAAAGAGCGGAUGAAAAAACUGAAUUGGCAGGCGAUAAAAAAUCCACCAAAAGAUUGUUUUUGGGCAAGUCUUCCGAGUGUAGCUCAAGAUAGUGAUAUUUUUGAUGGUUUGAAACAACGAUUUUCACUUCCACAUGUUGAUACCAAUGAAAGUUCAAGUUCAGGUGCAAAGUCAAUUUCUCUGCGAGUUUUGGAUGGGAAUACUGCACAGAAUUUAUUGAUUUCUUUCCAUGCCCUGUUUAAAACUGCAACAUACGAGCAAAUCAAACAGGAGAUUUUACGUUGUGAUACCUCCAAUUUGAAUUCAACUUUAAUUGAGACACUCAUCAAGUUCUUACCACAACAUAAAAUAGAGAAACUUUGUGAAAUGAACAAGAAAAAUGUUGAAUUGUCAAAUGUGGAAAAGUUUGUUGCACGUCUUGGAGAGGUUGAUCGAAUUGUACCUCGCUUAAAUUGCAUGAACUUUAAACUUUGUUUCAAUGAUUUGGUUCAAGAUCUUGAACCUGAUUUGAAGGCUGGUACGACUGCAUGCAAAGAGAUUAUUUCAAGCAAAAAAUUUGGUGAAAUCCUCAGCCUCAUUUUAACAAUCGGUAAUUUUAUGAACUCUGGACAUGGUAAAGCAUCCGGCUUUGAUUUAGAAGUUUUGAAGAAAUUGCACGAUAUCAAAAGCGCAAAACACAAACAGACUCUUCUACAUUUCAUAGUGAAAACAAUUCAACAAAAGUUUCCAGAAUUGUUGAAUUUUGGAGAAGAAAUAACUCAUGUGGAUGAUGCUGCAAGAAUAUGUUUUGAUAAGAUUAACGAAACAAUUCAAACCAUAGUCACAUCGUCACAAAAGCUGCAAAAGGAACUUGAAUAUGGCCAUGAAUCCAAAUUACCUGAGGAUAAGUUUGUCGAGGUGAUGAAGCCUUUUUCAUUGGAAUGUGAUAAUCAGGUACAACUUCUAACAAAGAUGUUCAACGAAAUGCACAAUAGCUAUACCAUAGUUGGUAAACACUUUGCAUUUGACCUAAGCAAGUGUCCAAUUGAAGAAUGCUUUUCGAACAUCAAAAUAUUCAAGACACAAUUUUCAAAAGUAUUGAAAGAAAUCGACAUUGAAACGAAAGAAAUGGCAUGUCCAACAAAAAAUAGUCAACUGGUCGAUAAGCAAAAGGAACCAUCAUCUGCCGAAGCAGAAAUAGCUCCACUAACCAUGAACUCUUCAUUGGACACUCAUGAGUCCCGUGAAUGUGUAGUAAAACUGCACCUAUCAACAAAAACAGAUAUAGUUCCACCCACCAUGAACUCUUCAUUGAACACUCAUGAGACCCGUGAAUGUGUAGUAAAACUGCACCGAUUAACAAAAACAGGCUCUGGUGCUCCAGCUAAUAUCGUUUUGGGCCGUACUGAUGUGCAACUAGCGACCAAACCGCGACCAUUGACCG